GGUGGCCGCCGGAAAGAACUUCUCGCAUGGGUCUACAACAGAGGAGAUCCAGGAAUACCAUCCCGACGGUCACCUUUGGCUUGCGGGCAAGCAUGGAGAGUGGCACAACCUGCGGCCCAGAGCGAGGUUUCUAGAGUACAUGAGAGGGCCGGGCUACGAGCCCACUUUCUGCAACGAGUCCAAGGCGCCCAUGCCGCGCUGCCUCACCUCGGAAGCUCAACGAAAGCAGAAAGACUACUCCCUGAUCCGAUUGUUCAGCAUACCUGAGGAGGAGAAAGGGCCGAAGUUCACGAACCAGGACGGCGAGACGGUCUUUGUGUACGAAGCACUGGAGGAGAUCCUGCAGAUCCUCGCUGGCAGCGCGCAAGAAGAUCCAGACUUGAAGUACCAGAUUAAUGGCAGCAGCUUGAUGGAGCUCAGGAACAGCUUCGUCAAAAUUCAGAAGGCGAUGAUGCAGGAUAUCAAAGAUGGCAACGCUUCCAGUCGUAUGCGGGGUACAGUGAUGGACCUCGAGGAUGGGAAGAACAUGGUCGGCCUCCUGCAGAACCAGGUCACAUCGACCAGCAAAGAGCUCAUGGCCUACAUUGAUGCUGUGGUGCAGAAUCGCUUCAAGCACGCGAGGUACCUGGAAGAGACGAAGACCAGGAACAACACCAUCCUUGAGACAAGGAAGAACUACGAAGAGAUCCUGCAGGAGCAAGUGGACACUAUGAAGAGGGUUGUCCGCGCUGCUCAGAAUUGUGACUGCCCGAGUCUGAUCACACUCGCUGCGGGUCAGCGGUCGGAGAAGAUAGCAUUCCUCCGGAUACGGCGAAUCAAGCAGCGGAAUCGCAAGCAGAAGCCAACGCCUGGCCAGAAGGCCAUCGACAUGAUGGGCAUGGAGGAGGCGGAGGUCAAAGUCCAGGAGUUGCGCGAGUCUUUCGUGCCAAGCCAGAGCUUCACCCUGGGACAACUGGAAUCCAAAGGUGUUCUGGUUCGCAUCCAUGACGGGAUCGCCUCCAAGACCAGGAAGCACAUCUGUUUCAACUUCAGGGCCGCCAAUGAAGGUUUCGACGUUCAGAUCUUCGUCCCGAAGGCCAAACUGAAAGAAGCAGAGGAUCGGAUCCUGAAGGAGCCG
Messenger RNA from Symbiodinium necroappetens, 1117 nucleotides. Lineage: Eukaryota; Dinophyceae; Suessiales; Symbiodiniaceae. The record is from the annotation of a GenBank genome assembly.